Molecule: messenger RNA, 22776 nt
Organism: Coregonus sp. 'balchen'
Lineage: Eukaryota; Metazoa; Chordata; Actinopteri; Salmoniformes; Salmonidae
Source: the annotation of a GenBank genome assembly
CAGUAGAUCGGUUGGCAGGAUGUCUCUGCUGCUUUGUUGUGCAGUGAUGGCUCUGCACCUCGUAAAAGGUCAAUAUGAAACUUGAAACCAAACUGUGUGUGUGAACAGUUUAACUGUUAAACUGAUUAAAUAACAGCCUCUGUGUUCUGUUAGACAGGUAACUCUUUAUCCACAAUAUAGCAGGGGGUGUAAAGAUAGAUAGAUAGUUUGCACUUUUGGGAUUAUUCCAUUGAUUGCUUCCAAUGUACCGGUUAAACUAAGUGUGUUGUUGUUGUUGUUCCAGGGGUGGAUGCUGCCUCGGGGGUGGUGAACACCACAGACCAGGAAGUGGUAGGGGUGGAGCCCCAGUCCCCAUGCCCAGCCGGAUGGCAUCAGAAUGGGCAUCGCUGCUUCUCCUUCUACCCCGUCUGGGCCACCUGGUCCACAGCAGAGGUAACACUUGUAAUAGGGAGAGACAGAGAAACUAAAGGCCAACUUGUAGUAGAGUUGGUUAGGCAUUGAUUUAGGGCAAUUCCAUGGUAAUAGAAUGAUGCUAAAAUCAGGCGCACAUUUAAUUCAGGAAAUGUCAUUUUCUAGCUUGCGUUGAUCUUAGCUCCCCGAGGUAAUGCCGGGGCUUUAGCUCAGCGGGCUAACACAGUGUUCUCUGACUGUCCCUCCAGUCGUACUGCUCCCAGCACGGAGGGAAUCUAGUGUCGGUUCACAGCCCGGGUCAACAGGUGUUUGUCCAGGACCUGGUCAGGAGACACACAGACCAGCCGGUCUGGAUGGGAGGCUACGACGCAGCUCAGGUACACUGGGUUAAUCAGUCAGUCAGUCAGUCAAAUGUUUAGUAAUGUCUACAGGUUACACAGGUAAAAUCUCAACAUACUUUUGGUUUAAAAACAAAAAGAAGUGGUUUCAAUCCAUUAAUCAAUCAAUCAAUCAAUGUUUUCCUGUGAUUAGGAGGGGAUGUGGCUGUGGAGUGACGGCUCAGCUGUUGACCAUUUUUACUGGGAGGAGGAUGAGCCCAGUAACUCUGGACAGGGGGAGAACUGUAUGGAGCUACACACUGGAGGUGCACACACACACACACACUCUCUCUCUCUCUCUCUCUCUCUCUCUCUCUCUCUCUCUCUCUCUCUCUCUCUCUCUCUCUCUCUCUCUCUCUUCUCUCUCUCUCUCUCUCUCUCUCUCUCGACAUUGAAAUAAUUGAAGUGUUGUUGGUUGUUGCCUUGGUAACAGCUGGGCAGGGAUGGAAUGACGUGUCCUGUGGAGAGCUGAGGUUCUACGUGUGUUCGAUGGAGACAAGGUAGCAGGAUAAUACUGUCUUGUACCUGGCCACGUUUUUGCAGAGACCACAUUAACAGUAAAUUACAUUCAUGUCUUUUUUUUUUCAUGUUCUUUUAGAUCUGGUUUAGCAGCAUUAGCAAGUCAGAAGCAAGCACACGAGAGAGGUAGGUGUGUCUAGGACCAUUGCUAUUCAUUGUAAAGCUAUCAGCUAUUUUGACCACUUUCCCCAGCAGCUUCGGCAAAAACGUGGAGCACUCUGCCAUAAAGAUGACAGCUGUCUGAUGUUUAAUGGCACUUGAGAACGCUACGCCAUUCAAACUUUAAAACGUGUAGACAGGUCUGAAAUUGUUUUUAAACUAUUAAGCUUUUCAUCCUCCUAGAAAACCUCAUCCACUUUAAUGGGAUAUCUUCAACAUUCUAAAGAUGCCAUUAUUUAAAUCUCCCAUGUUAAAAACUGACUUCCAACGUUCUAUUCACUGUAAACAAUGUGACUUUUGACACCAAUCAGCUAUCAGCUAUUUUGACCACUUUUCCCAGCAGCUUCUGCAAAAACGUAGAGCAUAUUUUUUAGUCCACUUCUCUUCUAUUCAAACCUAACAUUAUAACACAGAAAUAACUUCUACCAAUCAAACUAUACAGCUGUUUUGGUAACUGCAUCAGCUACUUUAAUGUAGCUAACUUCCCACUGUUGAAGUAAGUGCCAUAUAACGUUUAGAAUGUUCUAAUUGUAGCACUGUGGAAGCAUGUCACACUGAUUAUACCACACAGCUCACUCUAACCCACUAACCUUACCCUCUAUAACAACCCCCACGCUAGCCACGCUACGAUAGCGACCCCACUUACUAUAGCUAACCCAUGACCUACCUAUCUAAAAUAGCCUGGGCUAUUUACUACUACUACUACAACCCACUGACGGCUACCAUCAACUAGUUUUACAACGGUCACUCCCUCUACUAAACCAGCCUACAAAAUGUAACACUAACAAACUUCUAAACUACUUUCACUAGGUGCACCGUCUGUAUUUCUGAUCAAUUUGAUGUUAUUUUAAUGGACAAAAAAAUUGCUUUUCUUUCGAAAACAAGGACAUUUCUAAGUGACCCCAAACUUUUUAACGGUUGUGUAUUUUGAUUUGUUGAACAAAGGUCCAUGAAGGUCAGCAUCCCGGAAUCGCCUCUUCACUGUUGACGUUGAGACUGGUGUUUUGCGGGUACUAUUUAAUGAAGCUGCCAGUUGAGGACCUUUGAGGCGUCUGUUUCUCAAACUAGACACUCUAAUGUAUUUGUCCUCUUGCUCAGUUGUGCACUGGGGCCUCCCACUCCUCUUUCUAUUCUGGUUAGUGUUCUGUGAAGGGAGUAGUACACAGCAUUGUACGAGAUCUUCAGUUUCUUGGCAGUUUCUUGCAUGGAAUAGCCUUCAUUUCUCAGAACAAGAAUAGACAGACGAGUUUCAGAAGAAAGUAGGUAGGGAGGCAGGUAGCUUAGUGGUUAAGAGCGUAGUGCCAGUAACCGAAAGGUCGCUGGUUCUAAUCCCCGAGCUGACUAGGUGAAAAAUCUGUCUGUGCCCUUGAGCAAGGCACUUAACCCUAAUUGCUCCUGUAAGUCGCUCUGGUUAAGAGUGUCUGCUAAAUGACUUAAAUGUUUCUGGCCAUUUUGAGCCUGUAAUCGAACCCACAAUUGCUAAUGCUCCAGAUACUCAACUAGUCUCAAGAAGGCCAGUUUUAUUGCUUUAUUGCCUGGAAGAGUUCAAAUAGAAUUUGGAAUAGUUUUGGGGAAAUUAAGACAUAUUUCACAAUCCUUGAUGCAAAAAAUAAAUGUAUUGUUCCGAUAUCAUUACAACAAACGUUACCAGUCAAACGCUUGGACACACCUCCUCAUUCAAGGGUUUUUCUUUAUUUUUACUAUUUUCUAUAUUGUAGAUUAAUAGUGAAGACAUCAAAACUAUGAAAUAACACAUAUGGAAUAAUGUAGUAACCAAAAAAGUGUUAAACAAAUCAAAAUAUAUUUUAUAUUUGAGAUUCUUCAAAUAGCCACCCUUUGCCUUGAUGACAGCUUUGCACACUCUUGGCAUUCUCUCAACCAGCUUCAUGAGGAAUGCUUUUCCAACAGUCCUGAAGGAGUUCCCACAUAUGCUGAGCACUUGUUGGCUGCUUUUCCUUCACUCUGCGGUCCGACUCAUCCCAAACCAUCUCAAUUGGGUUGAGGUCGGGUGAUUGUGGAGGCCAGGUCAUCUGAUGCAGCACUCCAUCACUCUCCUUCUUGGUCAAAUAGCCCUUAGACAGAGAAUGCCAAGAGUGUGCAAAGCUGUCAUCAAGGCAAAGGGUGGCUACUUAAAAGAAUCUCAAAUUUAAAAUAUGAUUAAUAUUUGUUUAACAAUUUUGGGGUUACUAUAUGUGUUAUUUCAUAGUUUUGAUAUCUUCACUUAUUCUACAAUGUAGAUUUCUCUUUGCUUAUUUGAGCUGUUCUUGCCAUAAUAUGGACUUGGUCUUUUACUAAAUAGGGCUAUCUUCUGUAUACCAACCCUACCUUGUCACAACACAACUGAUUGGUUCAAACGCAUUAAGAAGGAAAUAAAUUCCACAAAUUAACUUUUAACAAGGCACACCUGUUAAUUGAAAUGCAUUCCAGGUGACUACCUCAUGAAGCUGGUUGAGAGAAUACCAAGAGUGUGCAAAGCUGUCAUCAAGGCAAAGGGUGGCUACUUUAAAGAAUUUCAAAUUUAAAAUAUAUUUUGAUUUGUUUAACACUUUUUUGGUUACUGAAUGAUUCCAUAUGUGUUAUUUCAUAGUUUUGAUGUCUUCACUAUUGUUCUACAAUGUAGAAAAUAGUUUAGAAAAAGAAAAACCCUUGAAUGAGUAGGUUUGUCCAAGCUUGUGACUGGUUCUGUAGGUGUACUGUAAUCAAAUGAAACAAAUUAAAUGAAUGAAAGAAACAUAAUGUUUAGCAGGCGCUAGUUUGCAUCAAGCCUGUCUGGAGCAUUUUGCCAUAGGUUCUCAUCGACAUCACAGUAAAUGUCUUCAUUGUUCAUGCACCUGGGGAAAAACCUUUUUGGCAUGUCAAAUCCAAGCCUGACAUAGUUCUGGAUUGAUGUCAUUGCAUGCCUCAUCCAUGGCCUGAAGGUGGGCGGUAUGCUCAUGGGGAUGGCGAUCAUACAUCUUCCACCUGUAUUGUAAUCAUGUAUUGUAUUGCGCUCAUAUAUUGUAGUGUCUUGUGUGGCUCAAUUAGUAUUAGAGCAUGGCACUAGCAACACCAGAGUUGUGGGUCUGAUUCCCGCUGGGGUCACAUUCGAAAAUGUGUAGACUCACUGCUGUGACUUGGGAUAAAAACUCCUGCUACAUAAAAGGUAUAUUAGGGUAAUAGUAAAAUGUAUUUUAACAAAUGAGAAGAGAAUCAUAUCGAAAGAAAUGUGAGCGUUGCACUGUGAAAAACAAUUACUUCAUAUUGCAAUGUGAAACAUGUAUUUUCUAGAUGAAACACUGAUUAAGUUUGGGUGUAAAAGUGACUGUAUGACUUUGUGUGUUGUAAUAGUCAAUAGAAAAUGUGUUUAGAGUUUUGAAACGGCUGCCUUUUUGAUUAUCUGUUUUGAGUUUUGUACUAAGAGUUGCUAAAAUGUAACACAUACUUGUGAAAACUGCACCAAAGCAAAUUUUUUAUUUAUUUUUUCAUCCCCCCCAGAACUGGUUGAAGAGGUGAGUAUUUAUGACGUCCUGUGGGAGACCAGUGAGAGAGUAGCAGAUGAGACCCUCUACUCAGCCUUCCUCAGAGGGAUGUAUUCCAGACGUCUGCCUGCCCGCUGCUACGCUGACUUCUGCCACCAGGAGGUGCUAUACCUGGACAGAGUCAUCACCAUGCUGCAGGUGAAAGGAAAAUACAUUAAAUAAAACGAAUACCGUAAAGUUUUACUUUCUAUGACUGUGAUACGUGGUUGUCGUCCCUAGCUAUCUUAAGAUAAGUUGCUCUGGAUAACAGUGUCUGCUAAAUGUGUGUGUGAGUGCCAGGUGCUGAUCAGAACAGUCCAGGGUCCCCCAGACAUCAUGCUGUUUCUCCAGACAACACAUCAACGCUACCAGGAGUCUCUGAAGGAGGCCCAGAACCAAACUCCACCACACCUGGCAAGACGCUCUUAUAACAACCUUAAUAUACAAUUUAAGAUAUAUCUUAAUAUACAAUUUAAGAUAUAUCUUAAUAUAAAAUGUAAGGUAUAUCUUAAUAUACAAUGUAAGAGGACGUAUAGCAAGAAAAAACAACUGGAAUGUCGUAGGUGAUUUAUCAAUUAAUCAUUUAAUAAUCAAUUAACCUUCCAUUAACCUUUUCAAUGAACCAGUAACCUUAUUGAACCCUUUUUUUGUGUUGGUUAAAUUCAAAUUCUAUUACUCAAGUUUUAGUGUAUUUAGACACAAAACAGAAUCAAUAGUUUCAAGUUUCUGCUUUCUUUCCCCUUUUUUGAUUCCCUUUAGUUCAUUCAGUUCACGUCAUAGUCUUUUAUCAUUACAAUAAUAUUCCCUUUAGUUCAUUCAGUUCACUUCAUAGUAUUUUAGCAUUCAAAUAAUUAUCCCUUUAGUUCAUUCAGUUCAGUUCAUAGUCUUUUAUCAUUCAAAUAAUAUUUCCCUAAAUUGGCUUUUAGGGUGUCUAUAGCAAGGUUUCCAUCCAAUUGGCGACAGGUUUUCAUGUCAAUAUUCUAAAAUCUUCAUAAAAACAAUAUGCCAUUUCAGAGUUUCCUUAAGGAAAAUCUGGCACCGGACACAUGACAGGGAAGAUUUUAAUUUACUGGGCAUUUGAGAAAUGUUACGGACAUCCAUAUGCAUUCAGAUCCAACCUGGCGCAGCCAGCGCCAUCAAUAAACCAGGGAUGUUGGCCAAAUUAGCCACAUUUACGUGCCCUUAAAAACAGCCUAUAACAAAUAACAAAAACACUAUUCCUUUAUAGCCUUUAUAUUUUUGAGGGGGUUUUAGGCUACUUUCCUAAAACAAUAAUUGUCCACCUCACGGUUCAGCUGUCAGAGAUUUGAGCACUAAACAUAUCAGGGCAUUGCAUGUAUAGGGCUAUGGGCUUAGGUGUCCACUGUAUGAUAUUCAUAUUUUAAUUAAUAUAAACAGUACCAGUCAAAAGUUUGGACACACCUACGCAUUCAAGGGUUUUUCUUUAUUUUUUACUAUUUUCUACAUUGUAGAAUAAUAGUGAAGACAUCAAAACUAUGAAAUAACACAUAUGGAAUCAUGUAGUAACCAAAAAAGUGUUAAACAAAUCAAAAUAUAUGUUAUAUUUGAGAUUCUUCAAAGUAGCCACCCUUUGCCUUGAUGAUAGCUUUGCACACUCUUGGCAUUCUCUCAACCAGCUUCACCUGGAAUGCUUUUCCCACAGUCUUGAAGGAGUUCCCGCAUAUGCUGAGCACUUGUUGGCUGCUUUUCCUUCACUCUGAGUUCCAACUCAUCCCAAACCAUCUCAAUUGGGUUGAGGUCGGGUGAUUGUGGAGGCCAGGUCAUCUGAUGCAGCAUUCCAUCACUCUCCUUCUUGGUCAAAUAGCCCUUACACAGCCUGGAGGUGUGUUGGGUCAUUGUCCUGUUGAAAAACAAAUGAUAGUCCCACUAAGCCCAAACCAGAUGGGAUGGCAUAUCACUGCAGAAUGCUGUGGUAGCCAUGCUGGUUAAAUGUGCCUUGAAUUCUAAAUAAAUCACAGACAGUGUCACCAGCAAAGCACCCCCACACAUCACACCUCCUCCUCCAUGCUUCACGGUGGGAACCACACAUGCAGAGAUCAAAGACAUGGCGGUUGGAACCAAAAAUCUCACAUUUGGACUGAUUUCCACCGGUCUAAUGUCCAUUGCUCGUGUUUCUUGGCACAAGCAAGUCUCUUCUUAUUAUUGGUGUCCUUUAGUAGUGGCUUCUUUUUUUUUGGGGGGGGGGGGGGGGGGGGGGUUAUCUAAAAUGGUUAAGAUUAGGGUUAGGGGAAGGGUUAGCUAACAUGCUAAGUAGUUGCAAAGUAGCAAUAAAUUAGUAAGUAGUUGAAAAGUUGCUAAUUAGCUAAAAUGCUAAAGUUGUCCGCGAUGAGAUUCGAACUCGCAACCUUUGGGUUUCUAGACGUUCGCAUUAUACGCCCAUCCAUCCACCCCGACCAACUACCCUACUUUCAUUUUUUGCCAUAAGUAACCAUCCUUCUUAUGUAACCAUACCAAAUGUAACAUAUACUAAUUUGAGUGUCCCGGAUUUACGUCUAGUCUGUGAGACCAGGCUGUCCACACGACUGAGAAUUUAGGCAAUGGUUGGUUUGGCUUUUAUAUGAGGUCCCAAAUUGUAGAAUAAAAGGCCUAGAAUUUGCAAUGUCCAGUAAAUUUGAAGUGGAAGACAGACAAAGAAAGAGGCCACCACAGUGUUUGCGCUAUUGUGUGUGUGCAAGAUCUUAGAUUUCAAAACCUCAGCAGAGGAGAACAAUAGCUGCUUGCAAAUCAAGGUAGGUCAGAGUACGUUAAACAGGAAAAUCUCCUCAUGUUUGCUAAAUUAAACACACGGAAACGUUAAACAGGAAAAGUUCCUGGCAUUUGACUGAAUACAGCACCUUGAAGGAAUGCCUGCUGUUAUUUGACUGAAUACAGCACCUUGAAGGAAUGCCUGCUGUUAUUUGACUGAAUACAGCACCUUGAAGGAAUGCCUGCUGUUAUUUGACUGAAUACAGCACCUUGAAGGAAUGCCUGCUGUUAUUUGACUGAAUACAGCACCUUGGAGGAAUGCCUGCUGUUAUUUGACUGAAUACAGCACCUUGGAGGAAUGCCUGCUGUUAUUUGACUGAAUACAGCACCUUGGAGGAAUUCCUGCUGUUAUUUGAUCUGAAUACAGCACCUUGAAGGAAUGCCUGCUGUUAUUUGACUGAAUACAGCACCUUGAAGGAAUGCCUGCUGUUAUUUGACUGAAUACAGCACCUUGGAGGAAUGCCUGCUGUUAUUGAUGAAUCAGCACCUUGAAGGAUGCCUGCUGUAUUUGACUGAAUACAGCACCUUGAAGGAAUGCCUGCUGUUAUUUGACUGAAUACAGCACCUUGAAGGAAUGCCUGCUGUUAUUUGACUGAAUACAGCACUUGAAGGAAUGCCUGCUGUUAUUUGACUGAAUACAGCACCUUGAAGGAAUGCCUGCUGUUAUUUGACUGAAUACAGCACCUUGAAGGAAUGCCUGCUGUUAUUUGACUGAAUACAGCACCUUGAAGGAAUGCCUGCUGUUAUUUGACUGAAUACAGCACCUUGAAGGAAUGCCUGCUGUUAUUUGACUGAAUACAGCACCUUGAAGGAAUGCCUGCUGUUAUUUGAUCUGAAGUCAGUCAGCCUAAUGUACAAUGCAAGAUUAAGAUUACGAUCACAUUAUUGGUCAAUUGCACACAAUGUCCAACCGAAAUGUGACUUCCGCUUUUAACCCAACACCUCUGAAAGACACACAUACAAACACAUACAUAUACAGGUGUGUAUGUAAUGUACAACGCCAGCCUAAUGUAAAACAUAAAUAAUGUACAACAGACAUCCAACCUACAUUCCUGAGUCUUGUAGCUAGAUUUGUAAGAAUAUGAUUUUAAGAAUCCUUUUCUUUUGUAUCCAGCAGCGCAAGCAACAAAUACAGUACAGCAGAAAAGCUCCCUAAAAAGGUGCUAUCUAGAACCUAAAAGGGUUAUUCGGCUGUCCCCAUGGGAGAACCCCUUGAAGACCCUUUUUGGUUCCAGGCAGAACCCCACUGGGCUCCAUGCAGAACCCUUUCCCCAGAGGGUUCUACAUGGAACCCAAAAGAGUUCCACCCGAAACCAAAAAGGGUUCUACCUGAAACCAAAAAAGGGUUCUCCUAUGGGGACAGCCGAAGAACGCCUUAAUUAUAUUUUUGUCAAAAUUACUAAGACUAGACUAAAUAUUUAAAAAAGAGUGCCAAAAUUAACACUGGUACAGCAGUAGUUAUAUAGGAUGAGCCUUGACUAGAAUACAGUAUACAUAUGAAGUGGACAGCAGUAGUUACAUAGGAUAGGCCUUGACUAGAAUGCGGUAUAUAUAUAUAAAAUGGGUAAAACAGUAUAUAAACAUUAUUACAGUGACCAGUGUUGAAUGACUCUAUGUACAUAGGGCAGCAGUCUCUAAGGUGCAGGUUAUAGACUACUGGCUGUUAGCCGGCUAGUAGCAGUGACUAAGUAACAAGCUCUCUGCUACCUACAGAACCUCCGCAUCUCAGCAGGCCACAGAGUAAAACACCUGUCUCUCCUCUGAUACCUAAUACCUGUCUCCUCCUCUGAUACCUAAUACCUGUCUCUCCUCUGAUACCUAAUACCUGUCUCCUCCUCUGAUACCUAAUACCUGUCUCCUCCUCUGAUACCUAAUACCUGUCUCUCCUCUGAUACCUAAUACCUGUCUCUCCUCUGAUACCUAAUACCUGUCUCUCCUCUGAUACCUAAUACCUGUCUCUCCUCUGAUACCUAAUACCUGUCUCCUCCUCUGAUACCUAAUACCUGUCUCCUCCUCUGAUACCUAAUACCUGUCUCUCCUCUGAUACCUAAUACCUGUCUCUCCUCUGAUACCUAAUACCUGUCUCUCCUCUGAUACCUAAUACCUGUCUCUCCUCUGAUACCUAAUACCGUCUCUCCUCUGAUACCUAAUACCUGUCUCUCCUCUGAUACCUAAUACCUGUCUCUCCUCUGAUACCUAAUACCUGUCUCCUCCUCUGAAUAACCUAAUACCUGUCUCUCCUCUGAUACCUAAUACCUGUCUCCUCCUCUGAUACCUAAUACCUGUCUCUCCUUGAUACCUAAUACCUGUCUCUCCUCUGAUACCUAAUACCUGUCUCUCCUCUGAUACCUAAUACCUGUCUCUCCUCUGAUACCUAAUACCUGUCUCUCUCUGAUACCUAAUACCUGUCUCCUCCUCUGAUACCUAAUACCUGUCUCUCCUCUGAUACCUAAUACCUGUCUCCUCCUCUGAUACCUAAUACCUGUCUUCCUCUGAUACCUAAUACCUGUCUCUCCUCUGAUACCUAAUACCUGUCUCUCUCUCUGAUACCUAAUACCUGUCUCCUCCUCUGAUACCUAAUACCUGUCUCUCCUCUGAUACCUAAUACCUGUCUCUCCUCUGAUACCUAAUACCUGUCUCUCCUCUGAUACCUAAUACCUGUCUCUCCUCUGAUACCUAAUACCUGUCUCUCCUCUGAUACCUAAUACCUGUCUCUCCUCUGAUACCUAAUACCUGUCUCCUCCUCUGAUACCUAAUACCUGUCUCUCCUCUGAUACCUAAUACCUGUCUCUCCUCUGAUACCUAAUACCUGUCUCUCCUCUGAUACCUAAUACCUGUCUCUCCUCUGAUACCUAAUACCUGUCUCUCCUCUGAUACCUAAUACCUGUCUCUCCUCUGAUACCUAAUACCUGUCUCUCCUCUGAUACCUAAUACCUGUCUCUCCUCUGAUACCUAAUACCCUGUCUCUCCUCUGAUACCUAAUACCUGUCUCUCCUCUGAUACCUAAUACCUGUCUCUCCUCUGAUACCUAAUACCUGUCUCUCCUCUGAUACCUAAUACCUGUCUCUCCUCUGAUACCUAAUACCUGUCUCUCCUCUGAUACCUAAUACCUGUCUCUCCUCUGAUACCUAAAUACCUGUCUCUCCUCUGAUACCUAAUACCUGUCUCCUCCUCUGAUACCUAAUACCUGUCUCUCCUCUGAUACCUAAUACCUGUCUCUCCUCUGAUACCUAAUACCUGUCUCCUCCUCUGAUACCUAAUACCUGUCUCUCCUCUGAUACCUAAUACCUGUCUCCUCCUCUGAUACCUAAUACCUGUCUCUCCUCUGAUACCUAAUACCUGUCUCUCCUCUGAUACCUAAUACCUGUCUCCUCCUCUUGGUUUAUGCCAAGAUGGCGCCAAUGGAGAAGGAUGACAUCUUUCGAGUUCCAACCCAACUUUGCAGUCACUUUACCCUGCCUUCAUGUACAAAUCUACCUCAAAUACCUCCUAUCCCUGCACAUUGGGCUCCCGAGUGGCGCAGCGGUCUAAGGCACUACAUCUCAGUGCUUGAGGCGUCACUACAGACCCCCCUGGUUUGAUUCCAGGCUGUAUCACAACCGGCCCGUGAUUGGGAGUCCCAUAGGGCGGCGCACAAUUGGCCCAGCGUUGUCCGGGUUUGGCCGGUGUAGGCCGUCAUUGUAAAUAAGAAUUUGUUCUUAACUGACUUGCCUAGUUAAAUAAAGGUUAAAUAAACAACAUUGAUCUGAUAGUCCCUAUAUAUAGCUCCAUUCUUGUGUACAUUAUUUUAUUCCUUUUGUUACUUUUAUUUGUAUUAUUAUUUUAAAACUCUGCAUUGUUGGGAAGGGCUCGUAAGCAAGCAUUUCAUUGUAAAGUCUACACCAGUUGUAUUCAGCGCAUGUGACAAAUAAAAUGUAAUUUGAUUUUCCUCCUCCUCCUCCUCUAUCUCCAUCUCCUCCUCUUCCUCCUCCAUCUCCUCCUCCUCCUCCUCCUCCAUCUCCUCUAUCUCCUCCAUCUCCUCCUCUUCCAUCUCCUCUUCCUCCUCCUCCUCCUCCUCCAUCUCCUCUAUCUCCUCCAUCUCCUACUCCUCCUCCAUCUCCUACUCCUCCUCCAUCUCCUCCAUCUCCUCCUCCUCUAUCUCCAUCUCCUCCUCUUCCAUCUCCUCCUCCUCCAUCUCCUCCUCUAUCUCGUCCUCUUUCUCCUCCAUCUCUUUCUCCUCCAUCUCUUCCUCCUCCUCCUCCUCCUCCUCCUCCUCCUCCUCCUGCCUACAGAACCUGUCCUCCAUCCAGCCCUCUGCAGCCGUGCGUCAGUACCUCCAGAGCUUCCAUGACAUUGUGCAUGAGGAGCCCAUCUACUGGCUGGUGUCUCUGCUGCCCAGAGCCCUGCUCAGACCUUACCUGGCACAGCACCUGCCCCUGGGAGAGAGGACCAGACCAGGCCCCAGCCCCUGCCUGUACCCAAGGCUAAACCUCUUCCCCUGCCCCUGCUACCAGUGGGGGGGAGAGGACAUGAAGUCAGACCAGUCAGACCAGAGGAACCAGAAGGACAAGUCAGGGACAUAUUACAGGUAUCUUGAGGAUAUUAUAAUGUAUUACAACUGAUACAAUAUAAUGUAUACUGAUUGAUAUUGAUGAUGUAAUGUAUGCUGAUUGAUAUUGAUGACAUUGAUUGCCUAUGGAGGUUUAUAACGUCUCAACUCCACAUUGUUGUGUUUAAUCUAGUGUGGUAAUAUUGUGGAGUGACACUUUUCUAACCUGUCUCUCUCUCCAGGCCUCUACUGGAGAAGUACCAGGAUGUGAUAGACGUCUAUAAGGCUGUCAACAUCUUCAGAGUCCAGAUGAUCAACGAGAAGGCUCUCUUCACCUCCAGGUAAAGUUAGCCUAACUUAGGUAUGCAGUUAGCCUGGUCCUGCUAACUAAGUCUACAGUUAGCCUGGUCCUGCUAACUAAGUCUACAGUUAGCCUGGUCCUGCUAACUAAGUCUACAGUUAGCAUGGUCAUGCUAACUAAGUAUACAGUUAGCCAGGUCCUGUUAUCUUAGUAUACAGUUAGUCUGGUCCUGCUAACUAAGUCUACAGUUAGCCUGGUCCUGUUAUCUUAGUAUACAGUUAGCCAGGUCCUGUUAUCUUAGUAUACAGUUAGUCUGGUCCUGCUAACUAAGUCUACAGUUAGCCUGGUCCUGCUAACUAAGUCUACAGUUAGCCAGGUCCUGAAAUCUUAGUAUACAGUUAGCCUGGUCAUGCUAACUAAGUCUACAGUUAGCCAGGUCCUGUUAUCUUAGUGUACAGUUAGCCAGGUCCUGCUAACUACUGUAAGUCUACAGUUAGCCUGGUCCUGCUAACCAAGUCUUGCCAAGUCUCCCUCGCAAAACAGGCUGUCAACCCUAUGGGAUCUUCUUAGCCUGGGUACCAGUCUAUUUUGUGAUAACAUUCUACUCCUUGCCACUCCUUGUCAUGCCAAACAUCAUGAGUACAAGAAGUGGAAUCACAACUAGCACAUUUUGUUUCUUGGAAUUCAUUCAGGAUUAUCCGUAACCAUGGUAGCAUCCACAUUAAUGUAGAAGUGUUUAGAAACAUAUUAUAUACUUAUUUACAAUAAAAGUGACUCCAAAAUUUCACAAUACAUUAUUUACCAUACUUUUCUACUGGGCACAAAAUCAUCAGAAACACAACCAAAACAGAGAACACAUCCAAUUUGUAGAGUCACAAGCUUGAUGUAGUCAUUGCGUGCUAUGAAUAUGGGACCAAAUACAGUUGAAGUCGGAAGUUUACAUACACCUUAGCCAAAUACAUUUAAACUCAGUUUUUCACAAUUCCUGACAUUUAAUCCUAGUAAAAAUUCCCUGUUUUAGGUCAGUUAGGAUCACCACUUUAUUUUAAGAAUGUGAAAUGUCAGAAUAAUAGUAUAGAUAAUUAUUUAUUUCAGCUUUUAUUUCUUUCAUCACAUUCCCAGUGGGUCAGAAGUUUACAUACACUCAAUUAGUAUUUGGUAGCAUUGCCUUUAAAUUGUUUAACUUGGGUCAAACGUUUCUGGUAGAUCUUCCACAAGCUUCCCACAAUAAGUUGGGUGAAUUUUGGCCCAUUCCUCCUGACAGAGCUGGUGUAACUGAGUCAGGUUUGUAGGCCUCCUUGCUCACCCACGCUUUUUCAGUUCUGCCAACACAUUUUCUAUAGGAUUGAGGUCAGGGCUUUGUGAUGGCCACUCCAAUACCUUGACUUUAUUGUCCUUAAACCAUUUUGCCACAACUUUGGAAGUAUGCUUGGGAUCAUUGUCCAUUUGGAAGACCCAUUUGCAUUUGAAUAUGGGACCAAAUAUUACACUUUAUACUACUUUAAUACACGUACAAGUGAAUUUGUCCCAGUACUUUUGCUCCACUAAAAUGGGGACUAUGUACAUAAAGUGCUGUUAUUUCUAAAUGGUUCACCUGAUACGGAUGAAAAUACCCUAAAAUGAAAGCUGACAGUCUGCACUUUAACAUCAUAGUCAUGGUUAGAUUUCAAAUCCAAACUUUUGGAGUAUAGAGCCAAAAGAGGACAAAAUGCUUCACUGUCCCAGUAAUUACGAAGGGCACUGUAAUUCAUAUCAUAGUACUGUAGUACUGUUUUUACUUGCACACAAUAUAGCUGGAUUGCCCCAUCCUGCCCCUAGGGGUCCACCAACCUUCCAAUUAAUGGCAAUGCAUUUCUUAGCCACUAUAAAUGCUAGGUUACACAGUUAUCUUCUGAUAACAGUCUCCAGUAUUAACAUUUCCAAGCAAACAAAAACAGGGAGAAGGGAGAAUCUGUAGACAUGCGGAGAUAAAAUAACAUACUCUUUGCCAGAAUUCAGCCAGCCUUCACGAGACCAUAAGAUAUGCAAAUAAGUCCCCUUUUGUGUUUUACACCUCCAGCAGAGGAAUGACAUUUCUGAGUGCAUGAUAUUCAGUUUCACUGGCAUAUAAAACAUUCUAUGGAUGGUCUUAAACUUCAGUAAUUUAUGUCUGAGAUGAUAUGAACAUGACUGGGCAUUCAAACAUAUCUGUAUCCAUUCAUCAUCAUCAAUAGCUUCUACCAGGUCUUCCUCACAUUUUUAUUUUACAUGUUUUGUGUCAUCGGGAAAAGCCUCUAUCAACCCUUGAUACAGUUUGGAAAUCAAUUUUAGAGGUUUGUCAGACUGCCUUAAAAAAGCAUCUGGCUUGUCCAGUGUUUGCUGCACAGAGAGAAUAAAGUGUUGUAUCUGCAACGAUUCACCUCAGCUCCAUCACAGACUGGUCUUCCCUGGCUCCUCAGCUCCAUCACAGACUGGUCUUCCCUGGCUGCCUGAUCCUGCUGAAACACCUGUCACCAUCUGAUCCUGCUCAGAUGAGGCAAGACAAAUAAUUACCUUGGUGUACAUUUAUACAUUAUAUUAGCCAAGAAUGGAAACAAUGGUUCAAUAAUUGAAAUGACCAUUAUUCCCAGAUCCCAGUCUGUAGCCUACCCAUCAACUCAAGAUGGAACUUUGUAUCCAUUCACUGAUUGUUAUAAUACACUGCAAAAUUCACCUGAUCUCCGUAGGCUGGUCUUCCCUGGCUGUCUGACCCUGCUGGGACACCGGUCACCAUCUGAUCCUGCUAAGACAUGAUGAUCAUAGUGUUGUGUACUGACUGUGCACCAUGACAGUGAAGCCUGAAGAGCUGUUUAUACUGUGUCCGUGUGAAAAGUAGGGGAUUAGAUAGGGAAACUGACAGAUCAAUAAUGUUACAUUGCAGAUCAAUAACGUUACAUUGGAGAUCAAUAACGUUACAUUGCAGAUCAAUAACGUUACAUUGGAGAUCAAUAAUGUAACAUUACUACAGUAUACUGAUAAAAACUCACAUUGUCAAACAACAUCAGAAUAUUGGUCUUCUAUCAUUUGGCCGCUUGUUUCAUCAUUUGAUUCAGGUCUACUAGUGUGAUUGAGGCUAAAAUAAUAGCUAUUGUUAGCCAACUUUUGGCUAGCUCUAAUGGUACAUCAACAGGCGAAAAUGAGCCAAGUUCAUUUACUUCUGUUGAAACGGGACAAAACAAGGCUACAGAACAUUUCCAUAAACACAACAGCUGUUAGAUACUGCUACCUGACAGAUAGCUAGAGGCUAGAGCUGAACUGGCUGUGGUAGCUACUAGCUAGAUAGCUAGAGGCUAGAGCUGAACUGGCUGUGGUAGCUACUAGCUAGAUAGCUAGAGGCUAGAGCUGAACUGGCUGUGGUAGCUACUAGCUAGAUAGCUAGAGGCUAGAGCUGAACUGGCUGUGGUAGCUACUAGCUAGAUAGCUAGAGGCUAGAGCUGAACUGGCUGUGGUAGCUACUAGCUAGAUAGCUAGAGGCUAGAGCUGAACUGGCUGUGGUAGCUACUAGCUAGAUAGCUAGAGGCUAGAGCUGAACUGGCUGUGGUAGCUACUAGCUAGAUAGCUAGAGGCUAGAGCUGAACUGGCUGUGGUAGCUACUAGCUAGAUAGCUAGAGGCUAGCGCUGAACUGGCUGUGGUAGCUACUAGCUAGAUAGCUAGAGGCUAGAGCUGAACUGGCUGUGGUAGCUACUAGCUAGAUAGCUAGAGGCUAGAGCUGAACUGGCUGUGGUAGCUACUAGCUAGAUAGCUAGAGGCUAGAGCUGAACUGGCUGUGGUAGCUACUAGCUAGAUAGCUAGAGGCUAGAGCUGAACUGGCUGUGGUAGCUACUAGCUAGAUAGCUAGAGGCUAGAGAUGAACUGGCUGUGGUAGCUACUAGCUAGAUAGCUAGAGGCUAGAGCUGAACUGGCUGUGGUAGCUACUAGCUAGAUAGCUAGAGGCUAGAGCUGAACUGGCUGUGGUAGCUACUAGCUAGAUAGCUAGAGGCUAGAGCUGAACUGGCUGUGGUAGCUACUAGCUAGAUAGCUAGAGGCUAGAGCUGAACUGGCUGUGGUAGCUACUAGCUAGAUAGCUAGAGGCUAGAGCUGAACUGGCUGUGGUAGCUACUAGCCAGAUAGCUAGAGGCUAGAGCUGAACUGGCUGUGGUAGCUACUAGCUAGAUAGCUAGAGCUGAACUGGCUGUGGUAGCUACUAGCUAGAUAGCUAGCUAGUUCAUUCACUUCAGACAGAACUUCAGUCGAGAGGGGAUGAAACAUUAGCAAACGUUACAUGUCAGUUACACUACCACUACUAGCUCAGCACUGGGGAAUUGUUGUUGUUAAGUCAAACAGCAGUUACCUUGCCAGCUACAUCAGUCAAAUAAAGAGUAGCCAGUACCUGCUCUACAAUUUAUUUUUUUUUUUUGUCAUUUAGCAGACGCUCUUAUCCAGAGCGACUUACAGGAGCAAUUAGGGUUAAGUGCCUUGCUCAAGGGCACAUCGACAGAUUUUUCACCUAGUCGGCUUGGGGAUUAGAACCAGCGACCUUUCGGUUACUGGCACAACGCUCUUAACCACUAAGCUACCUGCCGCCCCAACUCAGAGAAACAGCACAACACACACAGACAACAGCUGGCUCUGUUCGCACGCUCUGUGGUGUCGGCGCGGUCCUAAAUCCAGCUGGAUGAAACCACCAAACAGCCUACCUGACCGCUCUGAGGCAUCCGCAUGGUCCUAAAGCAAACCGAUGCCCCUUUUGUAUCACAGUGCAAUUAUAAAACUGGGGGGGACAAAAAUGCAAUUUCAGAAUUUGGUGAAAGUCCCACCCCUGGAUAGGACACAUGGCAUUAAUCACACAUUUAUUUUGUAUUGUGACACGGCAUCAGGGAGCUUCCAGCCUAGAAUCCUGUAUGGAUCAGUUGGUAGAGCAUGGCGCUUGCAACGCCAGGGUAGUGGGUUCGAACCCCGAGACCGCCCACAUGUAAAAUGUAUGCACGCAUGACGGUAAGUAAAGUGGCUGAUAAAUGGCACAGUAUUAAUAUUAUUAUUGGGUUGUUGGUUGGUUUGUUUAUAGGGAUGGGGGGGGGGGGGGUGGAAAGAGGAGGGUGAGAGGAUACAGUAGUGAGUAUGGUGUGGCGUGAUGCAAAUAUGGUAUGGAAAAAUGAAAUGAAUUAUGAUGUAUGGUUUUUGUACGAUUUUAAUAAAAACCUUUAAAUUAGAAUUAAAAAAAAAAGAUAUAUCCUUAAAAUUCCUUAAAAUGUAGUGAGAAUGUUCCAAAGCCAAGAAACUAUCCUGAACAAUCCCCAGAAAGUUGUGGAAAGGUUGUAGGCAAAAUAACCACAGGACAACCAUGCUCCCAUCAAGCUCUAAGGAAAAAUGGAUCUCUCAGAACGUUAUGUGCUAGCUGGGAUAUUAGCACAAAACAGGUCUGGAUUUCAGGCUAGGAACUGAAAUAAAAGUAACGCUAAAACACUACAGUAGAACAUGGGUAUCGCAUUAACCAGGUGAUCUCUGUAUUAAUGUUAAAUGUCUCUGUGAUGUUCAUCUCUGUAUUAAUGUUAAAUGUCUCUGUGAUGUUCAUCUCUGUAUUAAUGUUAAAUGUCUCUGUGAUGUUCAUCUCUGUAUUCAUGUUAAAUGUCUCUGUGAUGUUCAUCUCUGUAUUAAUGUUAAAUGUCUCUGUGAUGUUCAUCUCUGUAUUAAUGUUAAAUGUCUCUGUGAUGUUCAUUUCUGUGAUGUUAAAUGUCUCUGUGAUGUUCAUCUCUGUAUUCAUGUUAAAUGUCUCUGUGAUGUUCAUCUCUGUAUUCAUGUUAAAUGUCUCUGUGAUGUUCAUCUCUGUAUUAAUGUUAAAUGUCUCUGUGAUGUUCAUCUCUGUAUUAAUGUUAAAUGUCUCUGUGAUGUUCAUCUCUGUAUUAAUGUUAAAUGUCUCUGUGAUGUUCAUCUCUGUAUUAAUGUUAAAUGUCUCUGUGAUGUUCAUCUCUGGAUUAAUGUUAAAUGUCUCUGUGAUGUUCAUCUCUGUAUUAAUGUUAAAUGUCUCUGUGAUGUUCAUCUCUGUAUUAAUGUUUAAUGUCUCUGUGAUGUUCAUCUCUGUAUUAAUGUUUAAUGUCUCUGUGAUGUUCAUCUCUGUAUUAAUGUUAAAUGUCUCUGUGAUGUUCAUCUCUGUAUUAAUGUUUAAUGUCUCUGUGAUGUUCAUCUCUGUAUUCAUGUUAAAUGUCUCUGUGAUGUUCAUCUCUGUAUUCAUGUUAAAUGUCUCUGUGAUGUUCAUCUCUGUAUUAAUGUUAAAUGUCUCUGUGAUGUUCAUCUCUGGAUUAAUGUUAAAUGUCUCUGUGAUGUUCAUCUCUGUAUUAAUGUUAAAUGUCUCUGUGAUGUUCAUCUCUGUAUUCAUGUUAAAUGUAUCUGUGAUGUUCAUCUCUGUAUUAAUGUUAAAUGUCUCUGUGAUGUUCAUCUCUGUAUUAGUGUUAAAUGUCUCUGUGAUGUUCACCUCUGUAUUAAUGUUAAAUGUCUCUGUGAUGUUCAUCUCUGUAUUCAUGUUAAAUGUAUCUGUGAUGUUCAUCUCUGUAUUAAUGUUAAAUGUCUCUGUGAUGUUUAUCUCUGUAUUAAUGUUUAAUGUCUCUGUGAUGUUCAUCUCUGUAUUCAUGUUAAAUGUCUCUGUGAUGUUCAUCUCUGUAUUCAUGUUAAAUGUCUCUGUGAUGUUCAUCUCUGUAUUAAUGUUAAAUGUCUCUGUGAUGUUCAUCUCUGGAUUAAUGUUAAAUGUCUCUGUGAUGUUCAUCUCUGUAUUAAUGUUAAAUGUCUCUGUGAUGUUCAUCUCUGUAUUCAUGUUAAAUGUCUCUGUGAUGUUCAUCUCUGUAUUAAUGUUAAAUGUCUCUGUGAUGUUCAUCUCUGUAUUAAUGUUAAAUGUCUCUGUGAUGUUCAUCUCUGUGUCAAUGUUAAAUGUCUCUGUGAUGUUCAUCUCUGUAUUAAUGUUAAAUGUCUCUGUGAUGUUCAUCUCUGUGAUGUUAAAUGUCUCUUUGAUGUUCAUCUCUGUGAUGUUAAAUGUCUCUGUGAUGUUCAUCUCUGUAUUCAUGUUAAAUGUCUCUGUGAUGUUCAUCUCUGUAUUCAUGUUAAAUGUCUCUGUGAUGUUCAUCUCUGUAUUCAUGUUAAAUGUCUCUGUGAUGUUCAUCUCUGUAUUAAUGUUAAAUGUCUCUGUGAUGUUCAUCUCUGUAUUAAUGUUAAAUGUCUCUGUGAUGUUCAUCUCUGUAUUAAUGUUAAAUGUCUCUGUGAUGUUCAUCUCUUGAUUAAUGUUAAAUGUCUCUGUGAUGUUCAUCUCUGUAUUAAUGUUAAAUGUCUCUGUGAUGUUCAUCUCUGUAUUAAUGUUAAAUGUAUAUGUGAUGUUCAUCUCUGUGAUGUUAAAUGUCUCUGUGAUGUUCAUCUCUGUAUUCAUGUUAAAUGUCUCUGUGAUGUUCAUCUCUGUAUUCAUGUUAAAUGUCUCUGUGAUGUUCAUCUCUGUAUUAAUGUUAAAUGUCUCUGUGAUGUUCAUCUCUGUAUUAAUGUUAAAUGUCUCUGUGAUGUUCAUCUCUGGAUUAAUGUUAAAUGUCUCUGUGAUGUUCAUCUCUGUAUUAAUGUUAAAUGUCUCUGUGAUGUUCAUCUCUGUAUUAAUGUUAAAUGUAUAUGUGAUGUUCAUCUCUGUGAUGUUAAAUGUCUCUGUGAUGUUCAUCUCUGUAUUCAUGUUAAAUGUCUCUGUGAUGUUCAUCUCUGGAUUAAUGUUAAAUGUCUCUGUGAUGUUCAUCUCUGUAUUAAUGUUAAAUGUCUCUGUGAUGUUCAUCUCUGUAUUAAUGUUAAAUGUAUAUGUGAUGUUCAUCUCUGUAUUAAUGUUAAAUGUCUCUGUGAUGUUCAUCUCUGUAUUAAUGUUAAAUGUCUCUGUGAUGUUCAUCUCUCUAUUCAUGUUAAAUGUCUCUGUGAUGGUCAUCUCUGGAUUAAUGUUAAAUGUCUCUGUGAUGUUCAUCUCUGUAUUAAUGUUAAAUGUCUCUGUGAUGUUCAUCUCUGGAUUAAUGUUAAAUGUCUCUGUGAUGUUCAUCUCUGUAUUAAUGUUAAAUGUCUCUGUGAUGUUCAUCUCUGUAUUCAUGUUAAAUGUCUCUGUGAUGUUCAUCUCUGUAUUAAUGUUAAAUGUCUCUGUGAUGUUCAUCUCUGUAUUAAUGUUAAAUGUCUCUGUGAUGUUCAUCUCUGGAUUAAUGUUAAAUGUCUCUGUGAUGUUCAUCUCUGUAUUAAUGUUAAAUGUCUCUGUGAUGUUCAUCUCUGUAUUAAUGUUAAAUGUAUAUGUGAUCAUCUCUGUGAUGUUGAAUGUCUCUGUGAUGUUCAUCUCUGUAUUAAUGUUAAAUGUCUCUGUGAUGUUCAUCUCUGUAUUCAUGUUAAAUGUCUCUGUGAUGGUCAUCUCUGUAUUAAUGUUAAAUGUCUCUGUGAUGUUCAUCUCUGUAUUAAUGUUAAAUGUCUCUGUGAUGUUCAUCUCUGUAUUAAUGUUAAAUGUCUCUGUGAUGUUCAUCUCUGUAUUCAUGUUAAAUGUCUCUGUGACGUUCAUCUCUGGAUUAAUGUUAAAUGUCUCUGUGAUGUUCAUCUCUGUAUUAAUGUUAAAUGUCUCUGUGAUGUUCAUCUCUGUAUUAAUGUUAAAUGUAUAUGUGAUGUUCAUCUCUGUGAUGUUAAAUGUCUCUGUGAUGUUCAUCUCUGUAUUAAUGUUAAAUGUCUCUGUGAUGUUCAUCUCUCUAUUCAUGUUAAAUGUCUCUGUGAUGGUCAUCUCUGGAUUAAUGUUAAAUGUCUCUGUGAUGUUCAUCUCUGUAUUAAUGUUAAAUGUCUCUGUGAUGUUCAUCUCUGUAUUAAUGUUAAAUGUCUCUGUGAUGUCCAUCUCUGUAUUAAUGUUAAAUGUCUCUGUGAUGUUCAUCUCUGUAUUAAUGUUAAAUGUCUCUGUGAUGUUCAUCUCUGUAUUAAUGUUAAAUGUCUAUGUGAUGUUCAUCUCUGUAUUAAUGUUAAAUGUCUCUGUGAUGUUCAUCUCUGUAUUAAUGUUAAAUGUCUCUGUGAUGUUCAUCUCUGUAUUAAUGUUAAAUGUCUCUGUGAUGUUCAUCUCUGUAUUAAUGUUAAAUGUCUCUGUGAUGUUCAUCUCUGUAUUAAUGUUAAUGUCUCUGUGAUGUUCAUCUCUGUAUUAAUGUUAAAUGUCUCUGUGAUGUUCAUCUCUGUAUUCAUGUUAAAUGUCUCUGUGAUGUUCAUCUCUGUAUUAAUGUUAAAUGUCUCUGUGAUGUUCAUCUCUGUAUUAAUGUUAAAUGUAUUUGUGAUGUUCAUCUCUGUAUUAAUGUUUAAUGUCUCUGUGAUGUUCAUCUCUGUAUUACUAGCUAACAUUGUCAUAUGUAAUGUUGUCUCCGGCAGGAGCAUCCUAAUACUUUUAAAUAUCAAAUAAAUUAAAUCAAUCAAUCUAUAUCUGAUGUGAUCUAAUCCGUCUGUAUAAUAUUAUCCUAGUUGGUUUCCCACUGGUGACGAGGAGGAAGUGGAGGACCAACCCAUCCUUGUGUGGUCUGUGGAGUCUGGAUCUGACGUUAGGGUGAGUGACAUAUUUUAUUUAUGUUUAUCUAAAAAUAUUAAUCUUACUUGUAUUGAAAUCAGUUGAGGAUUGUGCACAUGAUUGAUAUUGUGACUGUUUUUUUACAUUUAUUUUCUAACACACUGGCCCAUUAUUUUCCUUGAGGCCCCAACCCCCCCCCCCCCCCCCCCCCCCCCCCCCCCAAAAAAAAAAAAGGUUAUUCUGUUCAAAAAACCCAAUUUAGACCGGCCCACUGAUCUUAAAGAUGGGACCAGCCCAUCCGGCCCCGAGCUGUCCUAAGGCCAGUCAGUUUCUGGUUAACAGUGACUCUAUGGGGACAGCUACGUCAGGAGAGUCUUACAAAUAAGGUGUGUUGUCCUUCAUUGGUCGUGUUUGUCCUGUCUCCUAAAUCUGUUUGUUUCUGUCGCCCCUCUCUAGGUGAAGCUGUAGCAGUGCAGCUGUAUAAUGCAGGAAGCUGUGUGGGUGUGGCUGUGUGAUUUCACGCUGGGCUGGACUGUUCCUCUUGUCAGACAUAUUCCAAUAUUCCACUUUUAUGUUUGAAACUUCCCCCCAACAACUACUGUUUAAACUGUAUUCAUGCAAUAACUCAAUGAAUGCACAAAUCUAAUAAUUGUCAACAAAGGGGCUAAAAUGAAAUAAAAAAUGUUUAGGUAAUAAAAACGUAGAAUGAAAC